UCACUCAGACUCCAUCCCGCCGCGUGCGUUUCUGCAUGCGCUGUUAGGAAGGAGGGACUCGCCUUUACACACACACACACACACACACACGCACACACACACACAGAGAGCGACACCGAGCAUGGAAGAGAAGUGUGAAUUUUGGCUCUCGUCGUCAUGAAGAUGGCCGUGAUAGCGCUGGUGAUUUUUGGGCUUUUCAGCCAGAGCUGCGUCCUCGCUUUCAAAGUGAAUAAACACAAACCAUGGAUUGAGACAUCCUACCAUGGAGUGAUCACCGAGAACAUGGACACUGUCCUGUUGGACCCUCCACUAGUAGCCUUGGACAAAGAUGCUCCCAUCCCCUACGCAGGAGAGAUUUGUGCUUUUAAGAUCCAUGGACAGGACACUCCAUUCAAGGCAGAGGUAUUAAACAAGACUUCAGGGGAAGGAGUAUUGAAAGCAUCUGGUCCCAUUGAUUGCGAGCAACAAAAGGAGUUCACCUUCAUCAUUCAGGCUUAUGACUGUGGGGCAGACGUCUCAGGAGACAGUUGGAAAAAGAGCCACAAAGCAGUGGUCCACAUCCAGGUCGAGGACGUGAAUGAGUUCUCUCCUUUUUUCCAUGAGCCGGUGUACCGGGCCACGGUGACGGAGGGGAAGAUUUAUGACAGCAUUGUGCAAGUGGAGGCCUGGGACCAGGAUUGUUCAGCCCAGUACAGCCAGAUCUGCAACUACGAGAUCAUCACACAAAACACACCUUUUGCCAUUGACCGCAAUGGCAAUAUUCGGAACACGGAACAUUUAAGUUAUGACAAGCAGCAAUACUACGAGAUCAUGGUGAGCGCAUACGACUGCGGCCAAAAGAGGGCGAAAGAGAGCGUGCUUGUCCAAAUCCACGUCAAACCCAUGUGCAAGCCUGGCUGGCAAGGAUGGAGUAAGCAAGUGGACUACGAGCCCGGUUCGGGCAGCAAGCAGCUGUUUCCCAUGAUGCACCUCGAGACGUGUGGCGGCCCCAUGUCCUCGGUGCGAGUCACGGUAGAACUGCAGACCAGCCACAUCGGGAAGGGCUGCGACAGGGAAACCUACUCUGAGAAAUCGCUGCAGAAGCUCUGUGGUGCCGCUUCAGGCAGUGUGGAUCUUCUCCCUGCCCCGAGUGCUUCGGCAAAUUGGACAGCUUCGCUGCUGACAGACAGCGGACGAGACAGUGACCUCGUCUUCCACUUCGAUGGACGGCAGGCGGCCAAUAUUCCAGAACUGGUGGUGCCUCAGAACCUCACUGAACAAUUCACCAUUGCCACAUGGAUGAAGCACGGCCCAAGUCCUGGACUGAGAGGCGAGAAAGAGACACUGCUAUGUAACUCGGACAAGACAGAGAUGAACAGACACCAUUAUUCACUUUAUGUGCACAACUGUCGUCUGGUCUUCUUGCUGCGGAGGGACUUCACGCAGAUGGACACAUUCAGGCCGGCCGAGUUCCACUGGAAGCUGGAGCAGAUCUGUGAUAAAGAGUGGCACUACUACGUGAUCAACGUGGAGUUUCCCGCUGUGACCCUUUUUGUCGAUGGAGUGACCUACGACCCCUACCUAGUAACAGACGAUUGGCCCAUUCACCCCUCGCAGAUUGACGUCCAGCUGACAGUCGGCGCUUGUUGGCAAGGAGGAGAGGUGACGACUCCGCGCUUCACGCAGUACUUCCGCGGAAGUCUCUCGGGACUCACUAUCCGCCCUGGGAAGAUCGAGACUCAGAAGGUCAUCUCCUGUUUACAGGCCUGCAAGGAGGGUCUGGACAUCAACUCCAUGGAGAGUCUGGGGAAAGGCAUCAAGUUCCACUUCAACCCAGCCCAGUCAGUGCUAGUGAUGGAAAGUGAUGAUCUGGAGAACAUUAACACAGCCAUGGCAAAGGUCUCCUACAUUAACUCGAGGCAGUUCCCGACUCCAGGCCUGCGCACACUACAUGUAUCCGCUACCAUUCAAUGUUUCGGUGAGGACUCGUGCAUCUCCAUCCCAAACAUAAAGGCAGUGGUGAUGGUGCUGGUGCCCAGCGAGCCUCAGAUCAGCAUCACAGGCACCGAGCGAGUCACGAUACCCGCAGCUGAGCUCCAAGCCUCCUUUGGGGUGGCACUGUUCAAAGAGAUUCACAUCAUCAGCACGGUCAUCAGGAGCGACGGGACCUUCGGCUUGGGUCACAGACCUGGAAUUCUGGAGGUAAUGCACAACCUUGAUUACUGUGAUGUGUUAGUCAUUGGGGAGGAGCUGAAUCCAGAGCACGAGAGUCUGGAGCUCCAUCACAGCUCUUUACUGGGGAAACAUCUAGACGCCACUAAUUCCACAUCCGGCAUCUCCAUCUAUGGUGUGGACUCCAUGGCAAAUUACGAGCUGGCUAUCCGGCAGGUGAGGUACCGCAACUGGCAACCGGCCAGCCUGUCAGAGAGAAGGUUCAGGCUCAGCUGCUCCGAGCUCAAUGGCCGCUACAUCAGCAACAACUUUAACCUAGAGAUACGAAUAGUUCACAGCGUAGGGUCUGUGGAACAUGUGAAUCAAAUGGCUGUCCAAUCGCAGUACAUGAGACCCAUACAUCAUCCACUGGUCAUCCACACCAACUCCAAAUACAUGUCAGAUACAUCUGCAGCUGCUACAGUAAUGAUAGUGAUGUGUAUCACUGCCCUGGUGGUCAUCAUGGUGCUGGGCAUCUACCGCUUUCAUGCAGUCUAUCUAGAAGGUCUAAAAGAGAAAGAGGAUGAAUGGAAGGAGCCAGAAAUAGCCUUGGAUGACACAACCUUCACCAUUACUGUCAAUCCUAUGGAGAACAUCGAUGGCCGUCAGACUGCUGAGGAUAUGGAGGAGGACUAUCCUGAGAAAGAGGACGAUUACUUUGAAGAGGAGGAUGACGAUGAACUGGCUAGGAAUCUGUCCAGUGCGGAGUCUGAUGAUAGUGAAGAAGAAGAGCACACAAAAGUUGAGAGAGGAAGAGUGAAGGGCAAACUAGUGUGGGACGAGUCCACUUUACCCUAUUAACACCCCUGUCCAACUCAUACACUCAGGAGACAUACACACACACACACACACACAGGAAAAAAAAAAAAAAAAAAAUCAGAAAUUGCUGCCUGAAAAUCUUAUUAGAUUAUUAUCUAACUGAUCCACCCUGAAAUUUUUUUUUGAUAACACUUACCUGAUGUGUUGUUUAAUCCUCUAAUCUGUCUUUAAUGGCCAGCAAUGGAACUGCACCAACAUGCCCUCGCUCAGAUCGAGAGUGUUUACGGAGCUUAAAUAUAAUCAACCCAAGAAAAAAACAAGCCUUGUCCAACAUUUUUGGUGGCAUUACCAGGUAACAUAUAUGUGUGUAGCCUUGCUGGGAGGUUUUAUGGUUUUUCCUGAACAUAUUACACUUCUUAAUGUCUCAACAUGUGCUUAAUGCUUAAUGUUAUUUUCUGUAACAUUAACUUACAAAGCGCUUGAUUUCGUGUGGCAUAAAGUUCACUGAUUAUUCUUUUUUUCUCUAACGAAUAACACUGAAGAAUUUAUUUUUAAGGUAAAACACUUUUUAUUGCAUUUAUUAUAUAGAUCCUCUAACAGAAGUACGUAAAAAUAUAAUUUUUUUUCUUCGUUUCUCCUUUCUGUUAAAUUUCUUUCGAUUUGUGCUCAUAGAAAGGGUGGCAGUAUGAUUUUAUAUGCCUGUAUACUGUAAAUAGAAAGCUGUCAGUCACGUAGAAUGCAUCUCCUCCAUGUCACCUUGUUUUGUGUCCACAUUUGCUUGUUAUAGAAAAAAAAAAGCCUCUCUGAUGAGUAGUGUCUCUCUGACAUCUUUGUCUUUUUUUUCCACAUAAAAAAAAGAGUAGGAAUGGCAAAUAAUGAUGCGUCCCAUUUUCUAUCCUAAAUUUAAAAUUUAAAGAAAAGGAAAAAAGAAAAAAAGAAAAGGAAGUUUGCUAUUUACCCUCUGGCUAAAAGUACCAAUUGUGUAAAAACCCCACUUCAUGUUUAGUAAUGAGUUCUGUGUGCCAUUUAUCCCCAGAGAUAUGCAAGAGAAAAGCCAGGAAAUGUUGUGCGGAGAAAAAAAAAAAAAAAAGUCUUGUGAAGAUGAGGGCUUCGAGCCAUUUUGUCGAUCCAUUAAGAACAUAUGCAUUUGCCGAGGAGGCUUGUUUAACUCUAUAGUAGGAUCAGAAUCAAGAUGGAUGUUAAUGUAGUCAUUCUUCUGUAGCUGGAAAUUGCUUGUUGUUCCUGCUACGUGAUCUAAGCUAGGAAAAGGUCAUUAGCUUCAUUUAUUUCCGCACUGUGUUACAUGUACGUUUUUGUAGCCGUGGUUACCAUUUUCCUCAUCCGCCAUGUUAAUGUAAAACCAUCGCUGUGAGAUACUCAACCACACCCCACUCUUCCGUGUGUUACGUUGUUGUAGAUAUCUUGAAUCGCUCGAUUUUGUUUUUUGUAAAUGUUAUGAAAAGUUAUGCCUUUUCUCUGGUGGUCACUACAGCACUUUCUGUACAUUGACCAAUAAAGACAUUUCUUUAGAAUAAA
Molecule: messenger RNA, 4485 nt
Organism: Pangasianodon hypophthalmus (striped catfish)
Lineage: Eukaryota; Metazoa; Chordata; Actinopteri; Siluriformes; Pangasiidae
Gene: clstn2a
Product: calsyntenin 2a
Exons: 17
Coding region: 157-2991 (944 amino acids)
Biological process (GO): homophilic cell-cell adhesion; positive regulation of synapse assembly; positive regulation of synaptic transmission
Cellular component (GO): cell surface; postsynaptic membrane
Molecular function (GO): kinesin binding; calcium ion binding; amyloid-beta binding
Source: RefSeq, a predicted model, not a curated record